UAUAAAAAUUAUGAAUUAAUGACUAGUAUAAAUAGAUAUUUGUAUAAUUCAAUUAUAUGUCUUUUCUGUUGGAUGUAAAUUUACGUUUCCUUGAUUUUAUGAAUUAAUCGCGGAAAGAGAUUAAUUAAUUGCGCAAUCUGUUAAUCAAAUUCGAUGAAAUUUGAAAUAUAGGUUCUGUAAGACAAAAUGAGCAAAAAAUAUCUGGAAAAUCGUAAAAUGAAUUGCUUCUACAAUAUUAUUGAAAGUUUGUAAACUUAAAUUCAUCGAGAGCGAAUGAGUUUAUAUCAAGAAGUUUAAUAAACUCUUCUUUUUCUAAAAUUUUCCCAAAAAUGUUUGUAUUUUAAAUAGCUGAACAUUUUAAUUCUGAUACAGCUGAGAUUAAACAAAAUUUCUGAUAAAAUCGAUCCAUAGUAAGAUAAUCGAAUGAUUUAAGAAUCCGACUUUUUCAGGGUCACGAAAUUUGAAGGCUGGUCUUGCCGCAAAUUAUAUUCCGUCUGUAUAUUAAACAUCGCCUUGUCUAUCAUCCGUCUCGCAUUUAGUCGCAUUUAUCGUUUAUUAAUAUAUCCAAAUAAUACAACGCAAACAAUAAAACGAAGAAUGCAUUUUCCUUUCUCUCUCUCUCUCUCUCUCUCUCUUCUUUCUCUACUUUAAUUAUUACUUAUAUCUUCAUAAACGCAGCCACCGCAUCUUUUUCCGUGACUAACGCCCCCCGUUUUCUUCUUCCUCUCGCUUGCAGAGCCGUCGAUACCGCGCAUGAUUAUGCCCAGGAAUCUGCAGCAACGGCUCUAUUCGCCAAUGAUGUCGAUCAAGGAUCUGACACUCUGGAUGUCCAAGCAGAGCGGCGGGAGUAUCAUAUACCCGUAUCGUUGCGAGAGAUGCGGCAAGGGUUACCAGCACCGCGGCACCUUGCUGAGGCACACGCGACACGAGUGCGGCAAGGAGCCACAAUUCAAGUGCCCGUAUUGCGCACACAGGACGAAGCAACGCGGCAAUCUGUAUCAGCAUAUCCGCACCAAUCAUCCCGGGAAGAAUGUCUUCUCCAGCAGCAUCUAGUGCUUGUAAACGUCGCACGCGCAUG
This is a messenger RNA of Temnothorax curvispinosus, 1078 nucleotides long. Its product is annotated as zinc finger X-chromosomal protein-like. Bases 754 to 1053 code for a protein of 99 amino acids. The transcript has a single exon. Lineage: Eukaryota; Metazoa; Arthropoda; Insecta; Hymenoptera; Formicidae. The record is from RefSeq and is a predicted model, not a curated record.